Molecule: messenger RNA, 1693 nt
Organism: Lactuca virosa
Lineage: Eukaryota; Viridiplantae; Streptophyta; Magnoliopsida; Asterales; Asteraceae
Source: the annotation of a GenBank genome assembly
CAUAUAUUGUGAAAGUAUGAUGUAUAAAUAAGUAGUUUGGCAUUUAGGAGACUCAAUGAUGAGAUUCUAAAGAAAGAAGUAUUUGCAUUGGCUUUAGUUUACAUGAUCUAAGUUUGGGUAGGUAGAUACAAAAUCUUUAAAGAUUUGAAACACCAACAACCAAAACUGAAAUGAAUAAGAUAAACCCCAUGAAAAUCCAUUUUCGUGAUUCCAUUGAAGCAUUUAAACUCAUGAUCCACCGGCGUGAAACCUGCCGGAAAAUCACAUUUUAAAAACAAGUCAACUUUUGGUAGCAUUAACUUCCUCCACCUUUCCGCCCCCAUUAAAAAGGAAAUUGGGAUUUGGGGGGGUUUAGAUCAAUUUGGGCAAUAUUUUAAUUCAAUCUCAUACUAUAUUUACACAUAUUUCGAUCCGAUAUACAUUGUCAGUUUCACAGUCAUAUCAGCUUCAGUUUCAGUUUGUCUGUUCGUAAUUCACUUGAGCGAGGUUUUGAAAUCAAGAUCUACAUUUGAAGCGAUAAACGAAACGUAUCACUCAGCACAAUUAUUGUCGGUGAGUAGAGAAGAUGAGUGAAGGACAGCGGUUUCAGCUGGGAACAAUCGGGGCGUUAGGUUUGUCUGUGGUUUCUUCGGUUUCGAUUGUAAUCUGCAACAAAGCGCUCAUCAGCACCCUUGGUUUUACGUUCGCUACAACUUUGACAAGCUGGCAUCUUUUAGUCACAUUUUGUUCACUACAUGUGGCAUUAUGGAUGAAAUUUUUUGAGCACAAACCUUUUGAUCCUAAAGCUGUAAUGGGCUUUGGCAUAUUGAAUGGGACCUCUAUUGGGCUUUUAAACCUUAGCCUCGGUUUCAAUUCUGUUGGCUUUUACCAGAUGACCAAAUUAGCAAUCAUCCCAUGCACUGUUCUUUUAGAGACUCUUUUCUUCAGCAAACAAUUCAGCAAGAAGAUCCGUUUCUCACUUACUGUUCUUCUCAUGGGAGUUGGUAUUGCAACUGUAACUGACCUGCAACUCAACAUGUUGGGCAGUGUUUUAUCCCUGCUAGCAGUCCUUACAACUUGUGUUGCUCAGAUUAUGACAAAUACAAUCCAGAAGAAAUACAAGGUUUCAUCAACUCAACUUCUAUACCAAUCUUGCCCUUAUCAAGCUCUUACAUUGUUCAUCGUGGGCCCAUUUUUAGACGCCCUUUUGACAAAUAAGAAUGUUUUUGCCUUCAAAUAUACUCCUCUAGUACUGGGGUUUAUUGUCCUUUCUUGCAUGAUAUCAGUAUCUGUAAACUUCAGUACUUUCUUAGUGAUUGGAAAAACAUCCCCUGUAACUUAUCAAGUAUUGGGUCAUUUAAAAACAUGUCUAGUUUUGGCUUUUGGAUAUGUUUUAUUACAUGAUCCAUUUAGUUGGAGAAACAUUCUUGGAAUCCUCAUUGCUGUUGUUGGCAUGGUUCUCUAUUCUUAUUUCUGUACUCGUGAUGCUCAACCAAAAGCCAUUGAACCAUUAACACAGUUAUCUCAGGAGAGCGAGAGUGAUCCUUUGAUAAAUGUGGAAAACGGAGUGAACACUGUAAGUGAAAGUAGUCCUCAAAAGUUAGAACAAGUUAAGAAGAAAGAAGAAGAAGAAGAAGAAGAAGAAGAAGAAGAAGAAGAGAAUAUCUUGUUUAUUGUUAAUUUUGUUGGAUGGGUAUGGAUUGGAUGCAAAUAG